AUGACGCAAAGCUUCCGAAGUGUCAGAAUUGGCCUUAUGGUCGGUAUUGCUGGCGGUGCACCGACUUCAAAGAAUGAUAUCCAUCUUGGGGAUGUAGCAGUCAGCGCUCCCCGAAACGACAAGGCUGCUGUUCUUCACGGAUGUCGAUACCAGGAUAACGCUGUAGCCGAGAUCCGGGGCCGACAGGCCAAUGUCGACGAGAUCAAGGCCAUUUUUUCCGCCGCCGCCGCCAUCGCCCCCGAGGAGAAGCAAGAGAAGCAGGAAGAGGAUAAGAAGGGGCAGGGGAAGAAGGAGGAGAGCGAAGACGUUGCGGGGGACUUAAAACAAAACUUACAAAUCCCAUUUCGAUAUGCGUAA
This is a messenger RNA of Clonostachys solani, 357 nucleotides long. The record is from the annotation of a GenBank genome assembly. NCBI's taxonomy places the organism in Eukaryota, Fungi, Ascomycota, Sordariomycetes, Hypocreales, Bionectriaceae.